This is a messenger RNA of Staurois parvus, 326 nucleotides long. The record is from the annotation of a GenBank genome assembly. NCBI's taxonomy places the organism in Eukaryota, Metazoa, Chordata, Amphibia, Anura, Ranidae.
GUAUGGACACAUAGGAUAACAUGCCGGGGAUGGACACAUAGGAUAACAUGCCGGGGAUGGACACAUAGGAUAAAACGCCGGGGAUGGACACAUAGGAUAACAUGCCGGGGAUGGACACAUAGGAUAACAUGCUGGGAUGGACACAUAGGAUAACACGCCGGGGAUGGACACAUAGGAGAACAUGCCGGGGAUGGACACAUAGGAUAACAUGGCGGGGAUGGACACGUAGGAUAACACGCCGGGGAUGGACACAUAGGAGAACAUGCUGGGGAUGGACACAUAGGAUAACAUGCCGGGGAUGGACACAUAGGAGAACAUGCCGGGGA